Messenger RNA from Gavialis gangeticus (Gharial), 4944 nucleotides. It is a transcript of the gene ARHGEF6, whose product is annotated as Rac/Cdc42 guanine nucleotide exchange factor 6. The coding region runs from base 337 to 2658 and encodes 773 amino acids. The transcript has 22 exons. Gene Ontology annotation, molecular function: guanyl-nucleotide exchange factor activity; protein binding. Lineage: Eukaryota; Metazoa; Chordata; Crocodylia; Gavialidae. Gene Ontology annotation, biological process: intracellular signal transduction. The record is from RefSeq and is a predicted model, not a curated record.
GUUGAAAAGCAACUGUGGUUGAAAUACGUAACUAGAGCAAGAUCUAACCUUUACACCUUGCCAUGCUGCAAAUGUGUAAUGCGGAGAUCUACUUUCAGUAUAUUUAAGCAAACUCACCAAGGACUAGAAACUAUAAGACACAGCAUGUUUCUUUAAUUGGGGUUAAUCUGGUAUUGAAGCCAUGAAGUCAGAGGGUUUCCAUGCAAAAUAAAAAAAAAGUGUCAAGCCUUAGCUCUGCAAGCCCUAGAAGAGGCAGGAAGAGGCAAUCACGGAUGUGGGUUAGAUUAGACCUCGCUGCUGCACAAAAGAUCGGCACUGGAGGCAGAAUUGUCAGCAAUGAACCCAGAAGAGCAAGCGGUGACAUGGCUUAUUUCCUUAGGAGUUUUGAAUUCCCCCAAAAAGAUCAUCAGUGAUCCAGAGGGAUUCCUGAAAACUUCCCUGAAAGACGGGGUCGUGCUUUGCAAGUUGAUGAAUCGGCUGCUUCCAGGAUCUGUGGAAAAGUAUUGUCUGGAGCCCAAAAAUGAAGAGGAUUGCAUCGGAAACAUUCAGGAGUUCUUGAAAAGCUGUGCAGUCCUGAAAGUAGAGGUGUUUGAGGCACAUGAUCUGUAUGCGGGAGAGAAUUUCUCCAGGGUCCUGAAUACCUUAACAGCUGUAAACAAAGCCACAGAAGAUCGGCCACUGGCAGGGCCAUGCUCAGGUGCGUCCUCUCCUAGCUCGGCAGCCAGUAGCUCCCAGGCCAGCUUCAACGGAACAGCUUCGAGAAAGUCCAGGGUGUUGCGGAGGCAGUCCAAACCCGUGGAGAUGACUGAAAAUGGCAGUCACCAGUUGGUGGUAAAGGCCCGGUUCAAUUUUAAGCAGACCAAUGAAGAUGAGCUCUCGGUUAACAAAGGAGACAUCAUCUAUGUCACCAGAGUUGAAGAAGGGGGCUGGUGGGAAGGCACCUUGAAUGGCAAGACAGGCUGGUUCCCCAGUAACUACGUCAGAGAAAUCAAGUCCUCUGAUAAGCCCCUUUCUCCCAAAGCAUUAAAAGGACUAGAAAGCGCACAGCUCACAAAGAAUUAUUAUCCCGUGGUCUUGCAAAAUAUCCUGGAAACAGAACGAGACUAUGCUAAGGAGCUCCAGUCACUUCUUGGAACAUACUUGAGACCCCUCCAGUCCUAUGACAAGCUCAGUGCUGCAGAUACCGCAUCCUUACUGGGAAAUGUUGAGGAGAUCUGCACGUUUCAGCAAACACUGAAUCAAGCCUUGGAAGAAUGUGCAAAGCUUCCUGAAAACCAGCAGAGAGUGGGAGGCUGUUUUAUGCACUUGAUGCCACAGUUCAGAGCUCUGUACCUCACAUACUGUGCUAACCACCCUUCUGCUGUCAACGUCCUCACGCAACACAGCGAUGAACUGGAGAAGUUUAUGGAGAACCAGGGCGCACCCAACCCAGGGAUUCUGAUUUUGACCACAAGCCUCAGCAAGCCAUUUGUGAGGCUGGAUAAAUACGUUACCGUUCUCCAGGAGCUGGAACGGCACAUGGAGGAGGCGCAUCCAGAUCACGAAGAGGUUUUGAAAACAGUCACAUCCUUCAAGUCUCUUGUGUCACAAUGCCAGGAGCUGAGGAAGAGGAAACAGCUUGAAUUGCAGAUCCUUUCAGAAUCCAUUCAGGGCUGGGAAGGAGAGGAUAUAAAGACUAUGGGAAAUGUAAUCUAUAUGUCCCAUGUCAUGGUUCAGUGCGGGGGAAGCGAGGAGAAAGAAGAGCGGUAUUUCUUGUUGUUUUCAAAUGUUCUCCUAAUGUUAUCUGCAAGCCCUCGGAUGAGUGGGUUCAUUUAUCAGGGAAAACUGCCAUUAACAGGAAUGACACUCACAAAACUAGAAGAAUGCGAAGGGAAUGACCACGCCUUUGAAAUCACAGGGAACAUGAUCGAAAGAAUCGUGGUGUCCUGUAACAGCAGCCAGGAUUUGCACGAAUGGCUUGACCAUUUGCAAAGGGUGACCAAAGGGACAUGCAACACGAUAUCAAAAACACAGUCGUGGAGUGGUCAUUCGUCUUUUAGUUCCACUGGACAGAUUCGUGGCCCACUGGAACCACCCAAAAUUCUUAAACCCUGGACCUUAAGUUGCCUCCGACCUGCUCCUCCACUCAGGCCAUCAGCAGCUCUGAGUUACAAAGAGAGGAUGUCUUAUAUCUUAAAGGAUUCCAGCAAGAGUCCAAAGACAAUGAAGAAGUUUCUCCCAAAAAGGAAAACUGAGAGAAAAGCAUCUGAUGAGGAGUUUGUCAUCAGAAAGAGUACCGCUGCACUGGAAGAAGAUGCACAGAUUCUGAAAGUCAUUGAGGCAUACUGCACUGGUGCAGGCUUUCAGCAGACUCUCAGUUCAGGUUCCCGUAAGGACUCCAUCCCCCAGGUAUUACUUCCCGAGGAAGAGAAAAUUAUUGUGGAGGAAACAAGAAGCAAUGGUCAGACUGUCACCGAAGAAAAGAGCCUCGUAGACACUGUUUACGCACUGAAGGAUGAGGUCAAAGAGUUAAAGCAGGAAAACAAAAGGAUGAAACAGUGUUUGGAAGAAGAGCUGAAGUCCAGGAAAGAUUUAGAGAAGCUGGUUCGAAGGCUCCUGAAACAAGCAGAUGAAUGUGCCAGGGAAGAGGUGGGGCGCAAGUCAUCUAUCCUGGCCUGAACACUGAGCAAAACUGUCGGUGGUUUUUUGUGACCUCAGGUGUUCUUUGGAAGCAGAACUGGAUGCUUUGCCUCUUCUUGCUACUUAUUUUGGGGUAUUUUUGUUACGAAGAAAGGAGGCGGGAGCGAAAAACAGGUUGUUUUUUUUGUCCCAUUCAAUAAGGAAAUCAUACAUACCACAAACAAGUAAACAGUCAGAGCUAAAAUGGUCAGCAAGUGGUCUAUGAGACACAAGUCAUCUGCAGCAACUAAUACCUCAUUGCACCUGCUACUGGGAGUGAAUGCAAACUCUGUUAAUGAUUGCUAGUCCAAAGAGGGUUGGCAGUAGUUUCCUACUGAGGAAAUUCAAGCACUUUUUUAUGCUUUCAUUUUUAUUCUUUUUAAAGCACCCGGUACCUAAUUUAUUGAAUAGAAGGGUUACUGAGUUGGGUAAAAAUCAAAAAAGCUAUGAGCACUUCUGUUCUGAGAGUCAAAAAUGAAAGUUUUUCCCAUCCAAAUAUUUUCCCUCUAUUAGUUGUUUGUAGUGAACUCGAGCCCAGUAGUACUGUGGUUCCCGCGUGGCCUUUAUACAGAUUAAAAUGUGCAAUUAACAUUAUGACAUUUCUAAUUCAACUCCUUGGCACAGUACGAUCUGGAGUGUCUGUCAUCAGUGCAUUCAGAAGUUGCACUGGACAGUACUGCCUCCUAGCAGGCAACAGUUAACACAGGGGUUAUCCACUGUGUUGCCCAUACUCCUUUUUCUGAUGCAUGCCUUCUAAUUCUUUUGUCCUGUUACAUUUUUGCUUCCUUAGUGUCCAUGUAUUGUAAGUUCUGUAUUUUCCCAGUGCUUUUACCUUGCAGUGCAUGCCUCUCUGUAUGCAAUGCAGACUCUGCUUGACAAUGAUUUGCUUGAGGAUUUUUUUUACAUUAGGAAUAGUUCCUUCUCCUUAGUUAGAAAAGCAAGCAGUGGCCACAUAGACAAGAGCUUGGACAAGAGCUGGAAUGGUCACCCAUCUCCUUGCGUGAAAAAACAUCUAAAGUUCUUACAAAUAACUGUUACAGACGCAAGCUAAAUGCAGUGUAUUACACAGCAUAUGUGUACCAAAAGUCUAUGUCCUGCAUUUCCAUCUGGCUGUGGGUUACCUUACUCUUGUUACAUAUGCUCUUCCUUUUUCUUAGUCAUAUACCAUUUAAACUUUUUAACAGAGAGUCCGGACUAUGGUUACUCUUAUUAAUAUCAGGUGAUGGUGAGCUCCCAAGAUACGCAGAUGUAUCACGGACCACUAUGUAGCCAUGCUGUUAAGUUCUUCAUGCAAGAAAUAUCCCUGGCAAUAACUGUAAGUCCCCCUAUUGCCAUUAGAGUUCAGCCAGGGAGGGGUAGAUCAGGCGAGAGAGCUGGAUUCUGGGAACAUGGCAAAGCCUAUGCAAAUGGGAUUGUGUUUAAUUCUAGGUACAUGGACUUAGACCUUGCUUGCCCUGGCUAGCACUCUCUGUCUCUAUCCCAAGUCCGUGGUAGUAUGCAGUCUCCAGAGCUACCUGCUAAAUAGCCGUUCUCUGAAUUUGUGCACGGGGAGCAAAGCCCCACUUCAGCUGACCACUGGCCAUGGCAACCUGUCCAACACGCGCUUACUUACAAAGGGCAGAGAUUUGAAAUUUGGCAUGCGGCUGCAUGCCAUGGAGCUGGCGCAGCCAGUUUUCCAGCAUCGUCCCUCUACCAAGCCAGCGAUCUUGCGGGGAAGGCAAUAGUCUUACCUUUGUUCCUGCAGUAGCCGCACAGUGUAUGCUGUUUUGCUGGCAUGCAUGUAUGCAUAUGCCCAAGCAAUGUUUGGCUCGUGACAUGUAGCCAGUAAAAGAAAUAAAUGUCAGCAAUUUAUAGUCCUGCACCAAGGAUAGAAGUAUAUCCAUCAGGUUAGCGAGUUGAUUUGAAACCCAUGCUGUGUACAUAUGCAUGUUUAUAAGACUUUUAAUACAAUGGGAGACACGCUGGUACAUUUUGGAACAGGCACAUGUACGGAGCGUUACAAGCCAAAAAGAAGUCAAUGAAUAAAGGAAAAGAAGCCAUGUCAAACUGAUAGCAGUGUUUCCAUAUUUACUUUGUUUACAAUACUCUGUAAAUAUGUUCCAAUUUUGUCUGUUGUUAGCUGGAUGCUCUGUGUCCGCUGCCUUCCAGUUUAUCUUUUGUCAUGUUGGUUUAUUUACUGUUCCUACUUAUGCAAGUUCAAUUUUUCUAACAUGUUUUUAUUUUGAACAGUUUUUUAAGUGACAUUUUCAACAAAUAAAGGAAGAUGAAAAUUGCUUCUUAGCUACA